GGAACAAAAGCUGCCUCCAGGAGGUCCUGAGGCAGACGGACAAGCCUAAGGACAAGGGAGGAGCUACUGGACCCAAGAAGGAAUAAAAUAGAUCCUGAUUUUGGAACCCGAAGGCCAAAGUGCAAGACUCUGCUACUUCCAUCUGUGGACCCUUGGGUGGGUAUCUCUGGGCCUUCACUUACUCUUUGUGAAAUGGGGACAGGGGCAAUCCCUACCCUACCAAGUCAUUGGGAGUGAGGACAUGAUGACACGGUGACUGUGAAAAGAUUUUUUCCAUCGCACCAGCAUUAAGCGUGCCCAUCUCCAGGUUCCCCCAGGCCUCAAGGCUCCCAAGGCCUGAGUGGGUGGGUAGCACCCAGGUAUAGAUCUUCCACGUGCAGUACCCGGGACACAGCCAGCAUGAACUGGGCAUUUCUGCAGGGCCUCCUGAGUGGUGUGAACAAGUACUCCACGGCUCUGAGCCGCAUCUGGCUGUCUGUGGUGUUCAUCUUUCGCGUGCUGGUGUACGUGGUGGCGGCGGAGGAGGUGUGGGACGAUGAGCAGAAGGACUUUGUCUGCAACACCAAGCAGCCCGGCUGCCCCAACGUCUGCUAUGACGAGUUCUUCCCCGUGUCCCACGUGCGCCUCUGGGCCCUGCAGCUCAUCCUGGUCACGUGCCCCUCGCUGCUCGUGGUCAUGCACGUGGCCUACCGUGAGGAACGGGAGCGCAAGCACCGCCUGAAACACGGGCCCAAUGCCCCGUCCCUGUACAACAACCCGAGCAAGAAGCGGGGCGGGCUGUGGUGGACGUACUUGCUGAGUCUCAUCUUCAAGGCCGCUGUGGAUGCCGGCUUCCUCUAUAUCUUCCACCGCCUCUACAAGGAUUACGACAUGCCCCGCGUAGUGGCCUGCUCCGUGGAGCCUUGCCCCCACACUGUGGACUGCUACAUCUCCCGGCCCACAGAAAAGAAAGUCUUCACCUACUUCAUGGUGACCACAGCUGCCAUCUGCAUCCUGCUCAACCUCAGUGAGGUCUUCUACCUGGUGGGCAAGAGGUGCACGGAGAUCUUCAGCCCCAGGCACCGGCGGUCUCGGUGCCGGGAACGCCUACCCGACACCUGCCCACCGUAUGUCCUCUCCCAGGGAGGGCACCCUGAGGAUGGAAACUCUGUCCUAAUGAAGGCUGGGUCGGCCCCAGUGGAUGCAGGUCGGUAUCCAUAAUCUGCGAGGUCAGCAGAUAAGAUCACCAGGUCCCCCCACCUGAGGCCACCCAGGAAAACAGGCAGGGGCAGGGGCAUUCUUACCGUAGCAGGGUGGUGAGGACGGUGGCUGUGGGGGCUCAGGAAGCUCACCCAGGGGCCAAUGUGGGAGGUGGCGAGUAGUUUGGUCCCUGGGUCCUGAGCCUCAGGGGAGGGAGGUUGAUGGCUGGCGGGGAUUUUGUAUAUGGCAAUAGUGUAUGUCAAACCUCUUAAUAAAUAUGAUUUUCCCAGUA
Messenger RNA from Cercocebus atys (sooty mangabey), 1471 nucleotides. RefSeq names its product gap junction protein, beta 4, 30.3kDa (gene GJB4). Lineage: Eukaryota; Metazoa; Chordata; Mammalia; Primates; Cercopithecidae. Bases 400 to 1200 code for a protein of 266 amino acids. Gene Ontology annotation, biological process: cell communication. Gene Ontology annotation, molecular function: gap junction channel activity. The record is from RefSeq and is a predicted model, not a curated record. Gene Ontology annotation, cellular component: connexin complex. The transcript is spliced from 2 exons.